Molecule: messenger RNA, 1667 nt
Organism: Callorhinus ursinus (northern fur seal)
Lineage: Eukaryota; Metazoa; Chordata; Mammalia; Carnivora; Otariidae
Source: RefSeq, a predicted model, not a curated record
AUGGCGUCCCCACCCGGCGGCUCCCUGGGCCUCCUGCUCUGGCUCCUGCUCCUCCAGCCUCGGCUCCGUGAGGCGGAGGGGGGGUCCGCGCCGCCCCCACCGUCCCCGGCGCCCACCUCCCCGUCGUCGUCGGGGGGCGGCCGCGAGGGCCCCGGCGCGAGCGUGUGGAAGGCUGAGGGACCGUCUGCGCCCCCCGGGCCCCAAGAGGCUGCCGCAUCCCCCCAAGUGGUGGCCGUCACCCCAGGGGCCUCUGGCUCCUACAGGGCUGGGGCCAUGGCAAAGCCACUAAGCACAGCAAAGCCGCUGUUCCCUGCAGGAUGCGGCCAGAGGUCUAUGAGGAUAGUUGGGGGAUUGCCGGCCGCAGAGCGGAAGUGGCCCUGGCAGGUGAGCCUGCAGAUCAAUGACAGACACAUGUGUGGAGGCUCCCUCAUUGCCAGUCGGUGGGUGCUGACCGCGGCCCACUGCAUAUUUGGCCAUGUGGAGUACACGGCAAAGCUGGGAGACAUCUUCAUGAAGCAUACCUCCAGAAUGGCAGUCGAGAUCCCCGUCCAAGACAUCGUUAUUCACCAACAUUACAAUCCUAUUGGAUUAAUUGAGAAUGACAUUGCCCUUGUUCUGCUUGAGUUCCCUGUGAAUUUUUCCUCCCACAUCCAGCCCGUGUGCCUCCCUAAAAAGGAGUUCAUGGUACAAGCUGGUACAGAGUGCUGGGUGACUGGAUGGGGGAAGCUCAACGAAGCAGCUGCCGAAAGGCUACAGGAGGCUGAGCUAAACAUUAUCCGUUAUGAGAAAUGUAACACGAUGCUCCAAACCCAGAUGGAAACUAGUAGUGACAUAGUCAAGGAAGGGACAGUCUGUGGUUACAAUGCCCAAGGAAAGGAUGCCUGCCAGGGAGACUCUGGGGGGCCCCUGGUCUGUGAAUUUAAUGAAACAUGGGUCCAGGUGGGGAUUGUGAGUUGGGGCAUUGGCUGCGGUCGCAGAAAUUAUCCUGGAGUUUAUACAGAAGUUAGUUUCUACAAGGACUGGGUCAUUGAUCACCUGAGUCAGGCUUGCUCUUGGGACUCAGCAGGCUCCUUCCCACUUCUGUGUCUGCUGCUGCCCCUGGGCAUCCUGGUGGCCCCGUGAUCACCCCGGCCCACCCCCCUCCUGUUUCCGGGUCUCGCACUGGGCCUCUCCUCCGACCUCCCCCUCCUACUCAAAUGCCCUUUCCUCCAGUUCUGCUUGGCGUCCACUGAGCCUGUAGAGAGCCCCACAGGAGAAAGUGGCAGCGAGGCUGGAGCCCCGAAAGUGUCCCAGCCUGAUGCCCCCAGUCACCUGCCUCGGCCACACCCACGACCUUGGCUGUGCCCUGCUUGCCCCGAAGGAGAGGGGUCAAGCAUCCCAGCCUGAGAGCCAGCCGACCUGCCAGGUGGAGCCCGGUGCUUCCUUGCCAUCUUGGAGAGCCUCUACCAGAGAAGACACCUCAUGAGCAGUGAGGCAGCCUUGGACCUGGCUGUGGUCUCAGGCUGUCACCUGAGACUGGGUCGAAGCGGGCAGCUUGCAGAUUGUGCAGAGAGAGGGAGGAGGCAUCACCAUGUCCCUGCUGAGCUGUGAGGCCUGGAGUUUCCACAUCUGACCGGGCUGUCUGGGGCUGGGAGACAUUUCCCCUGCCCCCAGCGCGGAUCCAGCCG